Messenger RNA from Amborella trichopoda, 809 nucleotides. Its product is annotated as RING-H2 finger protein ATL58-like. Lineage: Eukaryota; Viridiplantae; Streptophyta; Magnoliopsida; Amborellales; Amborellaceae. The record is from RefSeq and is a predicted model, not a curated record. Gene Ontology annotation, molecular function: transferase activity. Gene Ontology annotation, biological process: protein ubiquitination.
CCUAUUGAGAGCACUAAACCCCUUUAAAACCACCAUCGCCAUCUCUUCCUCCUAUCUCACCCUUAUCGCUUCUCUCUCUUCUCUCUUAUCUCUUCUAUGUUUCUCUCAACAUACACAUACGCAUACGCAUACACAUACACAUACACAGUUACGAGAUGAUGAAUGUAGCAACGUACUCUCAGCGUCCCCCAGAGCACCCUGCAACUUUACCAGAUCUUAAGCUAUACCAGGCUUUAAUAUUUUCAGUUCCCAUUCUCUUCACUAUCAUUCUCAUGCUCUUGUUUUACAUGCUUUACUUAAGGAGGAAGAACUUCAACUCCCAAAUGCAACCAACCUUCUCAAAUCAACCCACUGCUGUCCUUUCUUCUGCUGCAGAUUUGGGGGCGAGCAAGGAAUUGAUGGGCUUGCUCCCAAUAAUUACUUUUAAUAAAAGCCUCACAGUCACAGAUACUGAAUGCUGUGUGUGCCUUGGAGAGUACCAAAACAAUGAGCAGCUACACCAGAUCCCCUUAUGCAGGCAUACAUUUCACAAGGAUUGCAUCCACCAUUGGCUUGUUGACAACUCCACAUGUCCACUGUGUCGAGGACCACUUCUUCCAUCUAACAAGGCUCAACAGACUGUCGAAGUUUCAUGUGUGCUUAAUCCUAAUGGAGGCAAUGUUUCCAUAAAUCCCACAAAUGGAACACAAAAUCUCGUAGACAAUCGGAUUGUUAUACGAAUUGUGGAACAUGACAUGUGAAGUUUUGAUAUUAAAAACAAUCUUGGAGAAAAAACCAAAUUUAUUUCUAUUGUGCAUCAAGUUUACCAU